AGUGUUUAUCUUCAGUUUAGGCAUACAUUAUAACAAUUUGAGUGAAAUAUUAAAUAAAUAAAUAAACAGAUUUUUUAAAUAUUUGGUACUAAUGACAGAAUGCACUUGAGCUGACAUGUCAUGCAAAACCUGAUGAUCAUCUAAUGCAUGAUUUGAGCAUGAGCAUGAUUUGAGAAAGUUCAAAAAAGCAUCUUGUCUGCUUCAGUGGAAGCAGGGAAAUCUGACCUUUUGUACAAAGGAGUAAGCAUAAAUUUGCUUACAUUUGAUUAGUGACUUCGAAGAACAGAAUUUUAAAUAUUUCUUAAUUUUUUUUUUUUUUUUUUUUUUUUACAUUUUUCAAAAUCCCAAAGUAUUCUGUUUAUUUCCAAUAAAAAAUAAAUAAAUAAAUAAAUUAAAAAAAAAUUUAACAUUUAAAAAACACACAUAAUCCCAGUUUUCAAUGUAGUCUCAGACUUUUGGACUCCCACUGUACAUAAUAUAAUUUACCUUUAUCAUUACUGAAUGAGCCUAAAUAAACUUCAUUACUUUUUCAGUUACUCAUUAGUUUAACAUGACUGUCACAGUCAUUAAAUGUACUGUCAGAAUAAUAACAGUAUAAAACAUCACCCCCUAGUGUCAAUACAAAAUACAUUUCCAAGGGACAACUUGAUAUCAUGAUACCUAAAUAUUACAACCCCAAACUGUUCAAACCCCGAAAUACAAAAACCACCCUGAAUACCCUCCUUGUAUGCUUUCAGUGAGGCAGGUACAAUGACAAAUGACAUUAUAUGCUCACACAUGACAUUAGUUGAUGACAUCAACUAAUAUAUUUCCAUUGCUCUAGAUGGGCUUUGCAUUCAUAUAUCCAUAACCUUCCAUUAUGACCAAUUCCCUUAUACCUGCCUACUGCCUAACUGCCAACACUGUCUAAUGGAAAGUUCAUGGUGGAAAUUUCUCUAUCCACUACUAGAAGGCUUAAACCAUCCUAAGAUGGCUUGCUGGUCUUAGCUGGUCUCCCGGCCAGGUCAGGCUGGUCUGUUGAUCGGUUAUAAUGGGGUUUUGGGUGCUUGUCAGCUGGUCAGGCAGGAAGCCAGCUAAAACCAUCUUAGACCAACUAAGACCAGCAAACCACUUUAAGUUGGUUUAAGCUGUUUUUUAUUUUGUUUUUCUCUAGCAACGUCAUGAAAGAAGAUUUUUUCCUCUCUUCUGUCCCCUCUGGCUUGUAAUACAGAAAAAGCGUUCAUAUGCACAAUGUAAUGCAAAAUUCAUAGCCCAAAAUAGCACAAUGAUCUGUGUGAGUGUCUUUGUCUUAGAGGGGCAUUUCCUCAUCCAUCAUGUCAUAUUAGUACCACAGCUGCAGUUGCCACAAGGGUCUUAUUACAGGGGAAAAUGUUUGUCGCUGCAGCAGUGCACUCUGAAAAUCACAUUGGCUUUGACUGCAGUAACCUGAUGCCACACCUUGCGCUGAAUGCAUCACUGGAAUUUCUCGGCAAACAACAUUGUGCUCCAGCUUGGCAUCGUUGCAAUCCUCUAUACCUGCAUGCAUCUGCCCAAUAUCUCUAUCAAGUUCAUGAAGGAACCAACUGAAAUUUGGUUACAGCAAUAUCUGAAAUAAUGCAACUUAUUCUGACUAGUGUUUCAGAAUCAUUAUACUAUAUUAAUUCAUUUAUAUAAAAUAUCUUUUUUUUUCCUUCACAUUACAGCAAUGAGAAUGAGAAUUGGGGGGAAGAAAUGUGCUUAUGUUUUGAUGGUCCUAAAACUAGAUUUAUUUUUCUCUGAGCAUAAUAUGAUUUCUUAUUUCUUUCUUUUGAUUUUGGGGUGAAAUAUGAUUUGGACAUGUCUGAACAUCAUGUCUGACAGGUUGAUUCAUGCUGAGGCCAAAUUUAACAACUGUCCCAACUCCCAAAGGAAUCCCCAUGUCUGAAGAGAGGUGUGUUUCAUCAGUAACAUGAGACACGGUUGUUCAUACUGUUGAGUGAUGUAUUAUUUGUCUCACCUACAGCAUAUGAAUCUUACAGACUGGUGUGAGGAUAACAUGAUGCUCUGAAUGCUACAGCAAUAGGGUGAGGGGCCUCUGCACAGGUGCUGACAACCUAGACAGAAAACGGGUCCUCUAAAAUAAGAUAUGUCUGAGAAAUCUGCACAUUGUUCUAUUUUUAUUUAUUACAUUUUUUUCCACAUUCAGGGAUUGAAUAGAAUUAUAAAGCUUACUUGUCUUCUACCUGUACACUAUACCACACAUACCACGUAUACUACUUUAAAAAUGAUUUAUUAUUAUGUUUAUAUAUGUAUAUAAUACUUUGCUUUUGUUUGUUUUUUUGGACAUGUUGCAUGGUAUCACAAAGUGUUUGGACAUGUACUUUGGUACUGCCAUGUUUUUGGACGUACUUCACCAUGGUAAUACCAUAUUGUUUAGUACAUAUACCAUGGUAUUACCAUGUUUUUGGAUAUGUAUGAUGGUAAUAGCAUGUUGUUUUGCACAUUUUCCAUGGUAAUAUGUUUUUGGACAUGUACCAUGAUGCUACCAUGUUUUUUGGACAUGCACAACUGUAUUGCCAUGUUUUUGGACAUGUGCCAUGGUAAUAUCAUGUUGUUUUGCUCACACACCAUUGUAAUAUCAUGCUUUUUAGACAUGUAUUAUGGUAUUAUCAUGUUUUUUGGAUAUGUACCAGGUAUUACCAUGUUUUUUGGGACAUGUGCCAUGUUAUUACCAUGUUUUUGGAAAUGUACCAUGGUAUUACCAUGUUUUGGGACAUUUACCAUUGUAAUACCAUGUUUUUAUGGACGUGUACCUUGGUAUUACCAUGUUUUUUGGACCUGUAGGCCCACCAUAGUAUAUCAUGUUGUUUUGAUCAUGUACCAAGGUACUACAAUGUUGUUUGGGACAUGUAUCUUGGUAAAAUUAUUUAAGGUAUCAUGGUAAUAUUGUAUUCUUUGAUGUGCCUUGGAGUACCAUGUGAUCCUUAUUAAUAUGGUAUCACUCCUAAUCAUGGUAAAUACAAAAGUACUGUGGUCUUAGCAUGUGAUAGCAUCACUGUAACAUAGAACCAUCACUGUACAUUUAGUAUUGUUAUGUAAAUGAUGUAUGUAUACAUAAGAUGGUAAAAUUAAAACCACUCACUUUGUUAAAAAAAAUUACAUUAGCACAUUGAUACAUAGAAAAAGAAAAUAAAAGUUUCUGAUAUCUUAUGUUUCAGCAUCUAGUUUUGUAAGCAUGAAGUCUUGAUGCACUGGUACAUACUGUAACACAGGAAAGCUGAGAUAGGUCAUUUGGCCCUGUUCACCUGCAAGUGGAGCUGUUAGUUUUACAUAUCAGUUAAAUACUCGUGGGAUUAGUCAGUUCCCCCCUCGCCACACUAAACCAAUCUAUUCUGUGGGCAUGAUGACAGGGAGUAAAAAUAGCAGCAAACCUUUAUUUAUAAGACAGAGGAACACUCAGAAGGGAAGCAGCACGACUUAUUAGAAGAUUUAAAUAUUUUUCAUUUAGCUUCUGAUUUAGUUAAGUGUGGUUAACUGUACAAGAUGCAUUGCUUGAGCAGGACACCCAGGUCAUAUCUGGUGAACUCAUACAGUGAUUUCCAGGAGAGUGAUGAGAUCGCAAGAGAAUCAUAUGAGGCCACCUGGUUAGACAUGUUGAUAGAGACGAGACCAGAAUACAAGAUGACACUCUUCGAGAAAGACUCAGUGAGACAUGAGAGCUACAAAAAAAAGCAGGUGGUUCAUUUUACAGUGCAAAGGUUUCCAAACCAGAUGAUUUGCAUGGGAAAAGAGGGGGAACCAAUGCAGGAAUAUCACUUACCUUACAAGAACAUUCUCCCAAUACCAAUAUUUGUGCCCAGAGACGUCACGCAGCCUGAUUUGACCCGCGAGCCUUCUCCCUCUAGAUUAAAAUCUGUAAUGGACUCUGAGACAAGGUUAAGUGGAGUUUGCCCACAGAAGAGAGAGGUCUCAUCCAUCACCCAACAUAAGCCCAUGGUAAUCCAACCUAGAAGUCCAAACUUCAGAGCCUCUAGCCUCAUCUCUCCACCACGGGAGAUGUUGAUCGGCUUCCAGCGAAGGGAGUGAUGAGCUGAUGAAUGCUGUCUGCCAUCAUGGACAUGGAUACAAUGACGAGUUUAGACUGUACUGAAGACUGACGACUCUGCUGGACAAACAACAACUUUUCAAAACAGUCAAACUACAGUUCCUGGAAAUAGAUUCUGUAGUUUGUAUAGUGCUGAUAAUACAUCAGUACCAAUCUUUUACACAUUAUAAAUACUAUUCAUGUAUUUUUAUGGCACACACAUAAAAAAUAAAAAUAAAAAAAAUAAACCUGAGUCAUUCAAAAUGUAAUAUAUUAUUUCAUUACAGA
Myxocyprinus asiaticus (Chinese sucker) is the source of this 4330-nucleotide messenger RNA. RefSeq names its product telethonin-like. Bases 3502 to 4044 code for a protein of 180 amino acids. The record is from RefSeq and is a predicted model, not a curated record. The transcript has 3 exons. Gene Ontology annotation, biological process: cardiac muscle contraction; skeletal muscle contraction; sarcomerogenesis. NCBI's taxonomy places the organism in Eukaryota, Metazoa, Chordata, Actinopteri, Cypriniformes, Catostomidae. Gene Ontology annotation, cellular component: Z disc. Gene Ontology annotation, molecular function: protein-macromolecule adaptor activity; titin binding; structural constituent of muscle.